This is a messenger RNA of Astrephomene gubernaculifera, 2324 nucleotides long. The record is from the annotation of a GenBank genome assembly. NCBI's taxonomy places the organism in Eukaryota, Viridiplantae, Chlorophyta, Chlorophyceae, Chlamydomonadales, Astrephomenaceae.
ACAAACUAGUAGAAUACGUUUGCAACGCAUUUAUUUGUAACUGUACACUCAACACGACUUCCGCUGCAUAGGUUAGCCAGCCUGGUGCUGGAGCCCUGGCCACUUUCCAAUUGCUCCCACGAUAGCCUUUAACUUACGGCAUGCUAAUGGGGUCUUGUGGUUAAAGCAGCCUGGGCACGGAAAGGGCGUUUUAGAUACUUACCGCUACGCUAAGCUGGUCGCCGCGCCCCAGCGUGAGUUUCAGUCAAGAGGACACCCAGAGAUCCCUUGGUGCUGGCAAGCACUCGGCGGCAAUGAGUGCCAGUGUGGCCAACCCGGCCCAGCAACCCUCUGUGUCAGGCAACGAUUUGCAGCAGGGCAUGAAGGAGCUGAAUCUUAAGGACAAGGACGAGGAGGUCGGCUCGAGCAAGGCGCAGCAGAACGCGGCAACGGCAGAGAUAUUUGAAGGAAGGCUGAUUGAGGGAGACUUAAAAAGCGGGGGCCAUGUUCUCUCGGCGUCGGCAGGCACCGGUUCGUCGCGACAAACAUAUAACUACUCUACAGAUCGUGUGGUGGGCAAUGGCUCUUUCGGAGUCGUAUUCCAGGCGACCUGCUUGGAGACGGGCGAGACGGUGGCGAUUAAGAAGGUGCUGCAGGACAAGCGGUUUAAGAACAGGGAGCUGCAGAUUAUGAAGCUUGUAGACCACCCCAACAUCGUCAAGCUCAAGCACUGCUUCUACUCUCACACCGACAAGGACGAGACUUACCUGCACCUGGUCCUGGAGUUUGUUCCGGACACCGUCUAUCGGAUUAGCAAGCACUAUGCCAAGAACAGCCAGCGCAUGCCCAACCUCUUUGUCAAGCUUUACGCGUACCAGAUGUGCCGUGCGCUGAACUCCAUCCACAAAAUGGGCAUUUGCCACCGCGACAUUAAGCCGCAGAACCUGCUGGUCAACACGGAGACGCACCAGCUGAAGCUCUGCGACUUCGGCAGCGCCAAAAUACUCAUCAAGGGGGAGCCCAACAUUUCGUACAUCUGCUCGCGGUACUACCGCGCCCCGGAGCUCAUCUUCGGUGCCACCGACUACACCAGCGCCAUUGACGUGUGGUCCGUGGGCUGCGUGCUGGCGGAGCUGCUGCUGGGCCAGCCGUUGUUCCCGGGCGAGAGCGGGGUGGACCAGCUGGUGGAGAUCAUUAAGGUGCUGGGCACGCCCACGCGCGAGGAGAUCAACGCCAUGAACCCCAACUACACGGAGUUCAAGUUCCCUCAGAUUAAGGCGCACCCAUGGACUAAGGUGUUCAGCAAGCGCAUGCCGCCGGACGCCGUGGACCUGGUGUCCAAGUUGCUGCAGUACGCGCCGCAGAAGCGCAUGACGGCUGUGCAAGCGAUGACGCACCCGUUCUUCGAUGAGCUGCGGGACCCGACCACGCGGCUUCCCAACGGCCGGCCGUUGCCGCCGCUGUUCAACUGGCUGCCGGGCGAGCUGGACGAGGUGCCCGCGGACAUUGUCCGCAAGCUGCAGCCCACGGCACGGACCGCCUAAGGCACUGGGCAUAAGCUGUUGGGCGGCAGCUGGACAUAGGGGCACCGGUGCUGGAGGAUAUCCUUGGUUUUGCGCAGGAGCACGGAAUGGCUUGAUGGGGUAAUUGGGAGGGUUUUCGAGGGUGGUUGAUGGUCAUGUUCAUUAUGGUCUAGGGCGAGGGUGCCCAUGUAACUGGCGUGUCGGGAUUGUUCAGGGAUUGCACUUUUCAACGACUGCUUGCACGGCAUGGCGUCGGGUAUCUCUUAACCGAUGCGGCUGCGGGGCGUUGAUCAGGGCGUGCGGGCAGCUGCCAAUUGGUAGGCCUGGUAGAAUCCGAAGGAAUGAGAAGACUACGUGCCGCACGGUUGUCUAGGCAUGGCUAGCGGGUUAGCUGAGUGGUCUUGAGAUACGUUACUGACGGCUGUACUGCCAGAUUUGUCGUUGGGCCUUGUCAUGCUGCCGACUUUUAACUCGUGAUCAUGAAGGGAUCUUACAACUCUGCGCGGCUUUGUGGCGCGCGUGUGCGGUGGCAUCUCGAAUGAGUAGGUGUCACGGUAAAGCUCACGUUAGGGUAGACACGGGCCCUUCCCACUUCACUAACUUGACUGGCAACUGUGCAUGCGUGUGCACAACCGUGUAUUAUCAUGAAGAUGGUGAAGUGGUGGAGUUACCCAGGUCUCAUUUGUUACAUAUCAGUGUCUUGGGACUUCUGGCCAUCUGUAGUUGUGACGGUUGAACUAAUGCUACACGUCGUACGCUAUAAUCGCCACGACUACCGAUGGACAUUUGUAAAGAAUUUGAUUGCAUUAAAUUGCAAUUAGA